ACCAGCAGACGGCCGGAGUCCACCGGCCAGACUUCCAGCAAGCGGGCACAGCCUAACCGGGCACAGCCGAGCCGGGUAGAUCCUCCAGCAGACGGGCACAGCCGGCCAGAACCGCGCCGGGCAGAGUCUCCAGCGGCCGGGCACAGCCGGACCGGGCAGAGGUUCCAGCUAGUUGGCACAGUCGAACCGGGCACAGCCUCUAGUAGCCGGGCAGAGCCGGGCAAAGCCUCCGGGAGGCGGGCAGAGAGCCACCAGCAGACGGACUGCCCCCCUCUCUCGGCCCGACCGCACCCCGGAAGGCGGCAGACGAUGCCCGGGGAGCCGGGUGAGGCCCGCGGGGGAACUGCCUGGGCAUAACGCGCCCCCUCCCCACCCGCUCCCAGCCAGUCAAAGCUCCCACGGGUGUCCCGCCCAGGUGAUGAUGUUGAACGGGGACACGGGCUCCUCCUCCUCCUCCUCGCCCUCCUCCUCGUCUACCAGGAUCGUGGUCCGCAGCUCCAGUGUCAGCGGCGAGAUGUACAAUGGGGAGAAGGGCGGGGGUGGGGGGCCAGCAGAAGCGGGAAAUAUGAUGGCCAAAAAGCGACGCAGCAGCCUCGGGGCUAAGAUGGUGGCCAUCGUGGGCCUCUCUCAGUGGAGCAAGAGCACCCUGCAGCUCAACCAGCCCGACGGGGGCUCCAAGAAGCUGCGGAGCAACAUCCGAAGGAGCACGGAGACGGGCAUCGCGGUGGAGAUGCGGAAUCGGGUCACGCGCCAGGGCAGCCGGGAGUCCACGGACGGCAGCACCAACAGUAACAGCUCCGACGGCACGUUCAUCUUCCCCACGCCCCGGCUGGGGGCCGAGAGCCAGUUCAGCGAUUUUCUGGAUGGGCUGGGGCCGGCCCAGAUCGUGGGGCGACAGACUCUGGCCACACCGCCCAUGGGGGACGUCCAGAUUGGCAUGAUGGACCGGAACGGACAGCUGGAGGUAGAGGUGAUCCAGGCCCGAGGACUCACCCCCAAGUUAGGAUCCAAGUCCAUCCCCGCCACCUACAUCAAGGCUUACCUGUUGGAAAAUGGGGUCUGCUUAGCCAAGAAGAAGACCAAGGUAAUCAAGAAGACAUGUGACCCACUGUACCAACAGGCACUGCUGUUUGAGGAGGGGCCUCAGGGUAAAGUUCUGCAGUUGAUUGUCUGGGGUGAUUAUGGCCGUAUGGACCACAAAUGCUUCAUGGGAAUGGCCCAGAUCGUCCUGGAAGAGCUGGAUUUGAGCAACAUGGUGACAGGCUGGUACAAACUCUUCCCCACCUCCUCCCUGGCAGACUCCACCAUCGGCCCUCUCACGCGCCGGCUGUCUCAGUCCUCUCUCGAGAGCUCCACAAGUCCUUCCUGUCCUUAAGGAUCCCGGAAAGGAGAAGCUGGAGAGGGGAGGGGGAGUGGGGGGACCGGCUGAACCAGAUCCCCUCUCCCCACCUGUCCCCUUUUCUGGAACAGCCGGACACCCCCACCCCAAAUCCCUACUAGCCCAGAAGGCAAGAAGACUCCUCUGUGUGCUGUGUGUGUACAGGGUGUGUGUGCGUGUGCUGUGUGAAGGUGCGAGUGUGUGAAUGGCACGUAUGUAUGCGUGUGAGGGAUGACCCACUGUCCUUCCCAUGCAAAACCAAGUCUAAUUCCCACGACUGUCACCGCGCCUCAUCCUGCCACGUGGGAAAGAAACCAAAAUUGGAAUUUCACCAGGGGACAAGGACUCCCGAUUCCUGGGAAUACUGCAGGUCGGUUCUGACUGAUACCAUCGCAAGUAGCAUGUGCCUGUUUAUUUCGUCUUUCACGGCCUUUCUGUUGGUUUUGUUCCUUCCAGGAAAGCGUGGAACAAGACUCUCUGAUUCUACUGGGCACUAAUUAAUUAUUUUUUUUUAAUUUUUAAGGAAUGUAGCAUCCAACAUAGCCUGCCUCGCUCUCUUUGAACUCUUGCUGCGCUCUUUGUCCAGAGGCUUGCCCCUGGCCGACUGGACCAACCCGACCCCCCAACCGCUUGGAGCCCAGUAGGAUUUCCUGGUCCCUAUUUUGCAGCAUCGGCGACUAAUUUUGUUGACUGCAUCAGUAGCAUUGAGCCUGUGCACCAAGCAGCCCCGCUGAAGCCGGAGGCAGGGGCCGCUCCCCUGGACUGUCGAAGGGCAUUCCCUAGCCCCUAACCCCCUCUCCAGCCCUCACCAAGCCCUCCUCCCCUUUGAACUCAGAGUCAAAAGGCCGGGACCCCUGGAACAAGAGAUUAAGGUGCUAAACUCCAGGGAAGGCAAUCUCCCUAUUUCCCCCCCAUCCCUAUUCAGGAAUUCCUGUUCCCCAGUCUUUUCCCAAGUCCCUGUGGCCUGUGUGAUCAGGGAAACCAAGACCCUUUUUUCUUCCCUCUCCGUCCAGCCAGCUCACGGCUGGGGAAGUUUCUGUAGCAGUCGCUACGGAGCGACAAUGGGCCGGAAGGUAUUUCCUGACUGUUUAUGUCGAUUUUGCUUUUGUUAGGAAAUCUGCCGGCCUCAUGACUCCAAAGGAGACCCGAGUUCCUGUAGCAAACCUGAGUUCGGGAUAUUUGACUGGAAGGGCCUAGGGUAGUGGGGGCCAGCAGGGGAGAGACCCCUUAGAAAUCAAUUCCUUCUGUUCGGCUUGCUGAGAGGAAUCAGAUUGGGAGAGCUCCAGACUAGGGCAUGGAUGGGUUGGGGCACAGGGAAGGAAGCUGGCAUAGGGACUGGGGGUGGGAUCUUGGAUCUCCAAACCCUAUUGGUUUGGUUUAAGCUUUCUUCUUUUUAAAAGAGAAUGAGAGCACAGGAGGUUGCGCUGCUCCUCACUGGUCCCUGGAGGGAAGGGGGAUGAGAAGCUGGGAAGGGUGGUUGGAAAGGGGGCACUAGAGGCCAGAAAGGGAGAUGGGUGGCCAGGAAGGCCUCAAUCCAGGGGUGUGUGUCAACAUUUCUUCAAUGGAGUUCCCCUGUUUAAGGCUCCUGGAUCCAUGCUGCAAGGAAAACCUAAUCCGUGUGUUCAGUGUCUAGCAAAUCCCUGGCUUUGGGAUUUCUGCUUUCCUCGACACACCCACGACCAAAGAGCUCAGGGUCUCUGGGCGGUGGACUCUCCUUCCCGGGAUGGGAUCUGUCCCUCUGGGGGUCACUCACUGUCCAGAGCAAUACAGGCCGCUCCCCUCCUCAGUCCUGACUCCCGUAAACAGGAUCAACCAGUAAGCCCAAAUUCUGCCUGUCCCGCGAGGGUAGGGAAGUGGGUGUUUGACAGCAUCCACUAUGGAGCACCACCUGAUACCAGUGCCCUGGGCUGGGUUUUGGAAAUCCGCCUUGUUCCUCCCCUUUUAAAAGCACCUUGAGGGGGAUGGGGUGGAGCUGCAGGAAGAGGCAGCAGGGAUCCAGUCCAGCCUGCGUGCCCCAGUGUGAAGCCACCAAUGAUGCCGGGAGAAGGGGCAAGGCCCUGGGGCAGGUGGACUUUUCUGGUCAACUCACCCCAGUCCUCCCCUCCUCUUGACAUAUCAGCCCCCAGCCGGUUCUGGGUUUCCCCCAGCCACCUGGCUGGACCUCUCUCACUGGCCCUGUCCCACGGCCCCUGCAGGCUGGACAUCUUAUCCAGGGGCCCCGAGGCCUCUGCCUGAAUUGGGCCCCUGAGUUGGCUCACUGGCCACCGGUGUGGGUGAGGCCCAUGGAAGCAACCCUGCAAGGGGUGGAAACAACCUGCCCUGGGGAGGGAAGGCUGCAGGGCUGAGUCUGCUUAGAUAACACAUUGGCCAAGGUCCAAAGGGACUAGCGGGGGCCCAGGUCCUCGUGGCCGGACACUGACCACUUAAUGCCCUUGGGCUUUCAAAGCCCAGACCUGGGGCUGGACCCAAUCCCGCCCCAAAAAGGUAAGAAAUGGGAAAGCAGGUUUUACUUUACAGCCAGUUCUUGCAUAUCCAAACAAGUGCAGAGAGACACGGAUUAUCCAAAACAACUCAUGGUAAGGAACUCGCUUUUAACCUCCUGGAGGAAGCCACUCCAGGACCCAGGGAAUCGAGGGAAGGGGGAAUAUAGCCUUGGGUCAGGGCAGGUUCCCAUCUGGAGAGACUUUAGCAAUCCACUGUGGAUAAACCAUGAAGGGGAUAAAUAACCCGUGGAUAAUCAAACUGACUGCAGCUCAAAAACCACUUUUAAUCCUUUGCACAAUGUGACUUUAUGUGUAUGUUUUGGUGUGUGUUUCAUCCUGAGUGAGUGAGGGUGUGUGUGUGUUUGUGUGUGUGUGAGCGUGGUAUAUAUACUGUACAUAACAUAGGUGUUCGUAGGGCACUGCUAAGUACCUUUGUAUUGUCAGUGUGGGUGGUGGAACAUUUUGUAGCCAGGAACAAUCAGAGAGGUCUUCUUUAUGCCAAUACGGGCUAUAGAAGCUGCACUGGACAUUCUGUUUGACUUAAAAUCUGCCUUCUUAUUCAUUUCCCCCACCCCCACUCCACCUCUGUUGACUCAGAAAUAGGACAGUUGUCACACCUGCCAUUUCAUUCCCUACCAGUGACCUUGUGGCCUCCCCCACUGACUUGAGGAGUUCUCUUGCUCCCCACUCUGGGAUUUGGCCGGCUCCCCUGCCUGAUGGACCGGAGUGGACCUCCAGGAUGGGGGUGGUCUAUUGGCAGGACUGGAGCCAAGAUGGGAUAUGUCGGAUCUGGCUUUCUUUUCCAGCUGGCAGGUGGCCAGUGUUUGGGACCCAGAGAUGGGACCCAGGCAGCCAGGGCUGGGCUGGUGCGGGGGGGUGAUUCCAAGUGGCCUUUGAUGGAGUUGGGGUCGAAAUCACUUCGUGAUUCAAGGGGAUCUGGGUUCUCCCUUCUUCCCAGGAGGACACCUGAGGAGUAUCAGUCACAGCUGGUUUCCAUCAGGGCUGGAGGAGGAUGGGGGCAAGGGGCCUCUAGUUAGAGUCUCCCACCCACUCCUCUUUGGGUGGGCUGCUGGAAAGGUAUCCGGCACCGGAAGGGGUAAAGUGUGUGUUGCGGGGGGGGCGGUGUCGGGUGUUGGAGCUUUGUAGCUCCUGAGGUGCCGAAGCAAGAGAGGAGGGAGGUGGAGAUGAUUUUGGUUUGGGGGCUCUGGAAGUUGUGGUGGGGCAGGUGGGUCCUCCCCAUUGCGAGCCCAGGACAAGGUUGGCCCCUGGGUCGAGGUAACAGGGGAGCAGCUCACCCUGGGGGGCGCAGGCCCUUCCUCCCUCUCUCCUCCCCCCCGAGUCAGGAGGAAGUCUCCUGAGACCAAGUCUGGACAAUCUGGGAAGAUAUGGCCAGCCGAGCUUGCCCAGCCUCGACUGACUGACCAUUAAACAAGGAGUCCAGGGACAGGACCAGGCAGGCCACCGCCAGGAGCUUCCUUGCCCAGAGGCAGGGGGCUGGACCACAUGACCUCUCGAGGCCCCUUUCAUCUCUGCGAUAUCUGACGCCCGUCUUUCACGGCUGGCUGGUGGAAGAGCAGAACUGUACACCUCCCCUUCCCUGUGGAUUCUUCCUGACUUAUUUCCUGAGAAAUGACAUGUAGCACAACCUCAUCGGAAAGCCUCACUGGGAGAGAAGCACCCCCUCGCCCCGAAACCUGCUCCCGCCACCCUGACCCUCGCCCACAUCAUGAAUGGUGGUCGUUCUCCCCGCCGGGACCCCCGGCAUCCCGAUACCUCACACUUUUCUAAGCAAAGAGAGGGCCCUCCCCUCCCUUGGGCAGGUCACGUCUGUCUGAUGCCGUUUUCCAUUCUCCCGUGAGUGUCUGAUCUUGUAGCAGGCUGGGGGUGCCUGCCUGCACAUCUGCCCGGAUGUGGACUCUGAGAAUCCUGCUGCUGCUGCUGCUGCUGCUGUGACUUUGGAUCCUGUUUAGCCCAGGGUGAGAGUGGCUUUAGAAGCCCUGGGAGAGAGCGUGAGUGAGAGAGAGGGAGAGAGACACCAAAGCAAAGCUAAUUUGGGCUUCUCCUAGGUGGCUGUUGCAGGGGGCCUGUGGAGGAGGGAGGUGCCAGGAUGCCAUCUCACCUGCCUCCCGCUGCCCCUUCCGUGAUCAGCUUCCGCAUUCACCUGGCACACAGAAGAUCUCAUUUAAAAUGCUGCUGCCUGCAUCAGCGACUUCCUUAGUUCAGGACCAGGGUGGGUAUUCUGGUGUCUGGCUCCUCGUUGCUGACUCUUCCCCUCUUCUUUCCGUUUGCAUUUCGUGCAGGUGAAGAGACAAUGAAUGAAGCAAAAAAACCCAUAUUUAUAUAUAUUUAUAUAUAUAUACGUAUACAUAUAUAAAUAUAAAUAAAUCUACUGUAAAGGGCAAAGGAAACUGUUUGGGGGGGACACGUUUGCGUUAUGAUUGUGUCCCCUCGUUUCCCCUCUCUGCCCCUAUAGGGUGGGUGGGGGAAGAGGGGUCUUUAAAGGGGACUGGAUAUAAACUGGAAAUCCCAGGAUUUGCUGAGGGAAGGGUGGAUUAGGAUCUCAAAGAAAUGUCUGCGAUGCCAAAGAGAGCAACGUGUUUUUCUCUGGCAAAAGGCUGCUUCGGCCGAACCGUCCAAAAUGCCUCUCGAACGUGAGCACUUUGAUGUUGGUGGCCUUGUUUCCUUAAAGGGCUCAAUCUUUUCAUGUAGUGAAGGUAAAAUAAGCCACGCCCAUCACACACCCCUCCUCUCAAUACCCUGUUCCCACCCCUCAUCCAAAUGCCAACCCUGUGGCUUAUGGACGCUGUUCCGUCAGUGACACCCCAGAGAAGAAUCUGGGAGUUCAGAAUUGCUGGAUUUAUUAAAAUCACAUCUCCUCCAAGAGGCCUUCCCUGACUAAGCUCUCAUUUUCCCGAUUCCUUCUUCCUUCUG
This is a messenger RNA of Tachyglossus aculeatus (Australian echidna), 6792 nucleotides long. RefSeq names its product regulating synaptic membrane exocytosis 3 (gene RIMS3). Gene Ontology annotation, molecular function: transmembrane transporter binding; small GTPase binding. The transcript is spliced from 7 exons. The coding region runs from base 419 to 1375 and encodes 318 amino acids. Gene Ontology annotation, cellular component: cytoskeleton of presynaptic active zone; presynaptic membrane. Gene Ontology annotation, biological process: regulation of synaptic plasticity; positive regulation of synaptic transmission; regulation of membrane potential. The record is from RefSeq and is a predicted model, not a curated record. NCBI's taxonomy places the organism in Eukaryota, Metazoa, Chordata, Mammalia, Monotremata, Tachyglossidae.